AUGAAGUCUUCUUGUUAUUGCCUGCUACUGUUUGUGCUUGUUUCUGCUGCAAGCAUAUGGGGUAUGUCUGCACAUCCCCUUCAUCAAUUAGGCGGAAACGCUGCCGUGACCAAAAUUAAUGAUGUUUCAACCGUAAGGGGCCAAGAUAUUGAUGAAAUGGUUAGUCCUUCUACAUCUACUGCUACUAAGGAGGACACGAAGAUAGGAGGAAGGAAAAUGGGUGCUCUCCACAAGGUUGUGAGGUUAGAGAAGGAAUUUAAAGUAGAAGUGGACGCUGAGAGUGGAAGGAAGAGCAACUCAAAGACGGCUUCAAGCAGCAGCUCAGAGCUUGAAGGAAAAUCACCACGUCGCAGUCAUGAAGCGAAUACGAUUGGAAAUGGAGAAAGUAGACAAAGUAGCAGUGUAAAAGGAGGUGUUGAUCAUGAUCAUAAUGAUGAAUAUUCUGCAGGUUUUGUAGCUUUUAGUCAGGAUUACCAUUCACCAAGGCACCACCCUCCUAAGAAUAACUAG
This is a messenger RNA of Prunus armeniaca (apricot), 510 nucleotides long. NCBI's taxonomy places the organism in Eukaryota, Viridiplantae, Streptophyta, Magnoliopsida, Rosales, Rosaceae. The record is from the annotation of a GenBank genome assembly.